AUGGCUGAUUACUGGAAGAGCAAUCCUAAGAAGUAUUGUGACAUAUGCAAGUGCUGGAUUCAAGAUAAUGCAAUAAGCAUCAAUAAUCAUGAGAGUGGUCAGCGUCAUAUUGGCAAUGUUCAGAAAAAGCUGAAUGAGCUUCAACGGAACGCGAAUGCUUCCUCCAAGGGCAAGAUGCGUGAGAAAAUAUCGUUAAUAAACGAUAUGGCUUUUGUUGGGAUGGUGAAGGAUAUUGAACGUGACCCCUCUCUUGCAAAGCGCUAUGGUGUCGACCUUUCAGACGAUCAAUUUUCUAAUAUGAAGGAAAAGCUAAAGAAAAUACAAGGAGAAAAGCAGUCAAAGGCGCGUAAAUUUGAUAAAAAUAACCCUACUGCAUCUGUUGCUCCCGUACCUGUGGUUUCCAAACCAAUUACUUACGAAUGGAAAGAAGUGAAAACAACAGAUGGUCGAAUGUACUAUUGGAACAAGAAGACUGGUGUAACACAAUGGGAACGUCCCAGGACUUCGAUCCAACCUGCCAAUGACUCAGAGUGCGUUUCACAGGAGAAGAAAAGGCUCGACCAGUUUUUGUUCAAUCGACUUGUUGAACUAAGCGAGUCAGGUGUGUCCGAGGCCAGUUCGGCCGUUUGUCAGGCAUUUGGAGCAUCGCCAGGGGAAACCCAGCCGGCCGUUCCAAAGUUUGAGGCAGAAGAGUGUGUAAUUCAUGAAGGUCCUGUGAUGCCGGAUCGUUGCGUCGGGGUAAGUCCUAGCCAGGAGAAAAGGCCACGAAUAAAUCUACUGGGUGAAUGGGAGCCCGUACUUCCUGCAGAACCAGUGGAGAACGUUGCCGUGUAUACUGCACCGGAGGAACCGGAACCACCAAAGCCAGAGAGCGAUAUCAAGCUUCGAAUCACCUCGUUGGCGAGUAAAACUUUUAAAGGUAAUGAGGAAAAGCUGCAGGAAAUUACCGAAAAGGCCGAACUCCUAUCUCACCUUUCGGAGGUCAACGAGGCUGACAUAUCCUCGCAUUACCACCUCAGUUUUGAGGAAAAGCAUGCCCCCAUCUCGUUGGCUGCCAAGAGGGCAGCUCUUAAAAUUGAAUUUCGCCCCAAACCGUGUCCCGAGAUUAAAACCGAACCUUCUAUCAUUCCAGUGCCGCCCAUACCAUUUAAGCGAAAAGUCAACACCGUCCGGAGUCUAAGAGGUCGAAACAACGAUGAAUAG
This is a messenger RNA of Hydatigera taeniaeformis, 1203 nucleotides long. The record is from the annotation of a GenBank genome assembly. NCBI's taxonomy places the organism in Eukaryota, Metazoa, Platyhelminthes, Cestoda, Cyclophyllidea, Taeniidae.